This is a messenger RNA of Lutzomyia longipalpis, 759 nucleotides long. RefSeq names its product apolipoprotein D-like. Bases 37 to 678 code for a protein of 213 amino acids. The transcript is spliced from 3 exons. The record is from RefSeq and is a predicted model, not a curated record. NCBI's taxonomy places the organism in Eukaryota, Metazoa, Arthropoda, Insecta, Diptera, Psychodidae.
CUCACAACGUUUGUGUCUGGCCAGCAAAUCAAGCAAAUGUGUCCAGAUGUGUCGCCCAUGAAGGAUUUCGACAUGAAUCAGUUCCUGGGAACUUGGUAUGUGAUCCAGAAGACUAUAACCGGGUACAGGUGCAUUCAGCAUCAGAUUACACCGCUUGAGAAUGAGCGAGAAUAUAAAAUUUCUCAAGUUUCCCCAAUUGACCUCCUGGACAAGCUGCUGCUAAAGAAUGAGCACACCUAUGCGGGUUUUCUGGUUGCAAAUGCCGCCUGUCCAGCCCGAAUGAAGGUUCACUAUGCCUUCAGUAUUGGCGAGGAGGCCUACAUUGUCGUCACAACGGACUAUGAGACCUAUGCUGCGGUAGUGGAGUGCACAGUAGCCGGGAGGACAGCCACAAUCCUCUCACGCACGCAGAGUCUCUCGGAAUUCCGAUUAGAUGAAAUUCGUGCAAUGCUGGAGAAGUUCUGCAUCCGAAUUAACGAUCUCAGCACAAUUAGCCACAAAGAUUGCCCGAGAGAUAACGUCCGGGGGCUCAACAUUCAAAUUGAUCAUGAUCUCCUGUCUCCGGAUAGAUACCAGAAGGAAUCUGACGCGAUGUGGCGUAAUCUUAAUCAGGCAAUUCAGGAUGCUCUGAACAAUGGAGCAAAGUUUCUGAAUAGUCUUUUCAAACGGAAGAACUAAUAAAAGAAGAAGGACAAAGGAUGCCAAAUCAGGAGUAAAGGAGCGCUAAUUGUGCCAAAAAAUUAAGAUUUUGUGAUUUAU